This is a messenger RNA of Acanthochromis polyacanthus (spiny chromis), 1735 nucleotides long. It is a transcript of the gene lratd1, whose product is annotated as LRAT domain containing 1. The transcript has a single exon. The record is from RefSeq and is a predicted model, not a curated record. NCBI's taxonomy places the organism in Eukaryota, Metazoa, Chordata, Actinopteri, Pomacentridae. The coding region runs from base 405 to 1208 and encodes 267 amino acids.
CGCUGGCAGACAGCCGGAGCGGCCGGUGGCGGAGCGGAGAGAAGAAGUGAAGAAAAGGACCGAGAACCGGACACCGGGACAGCGGAGGACCGAGCAGCCCUCCGCACCGAUGGACAACCGGGAUAUUUAACCGUCUGCCACCGGGAGCGCGCAGGUCGCCGCGCUUUGUCGCCCUCCAGCUCCGUGCGUAAAAGCGGAUCUGCGCGUGUUUUUACGCAGCGGCGGCUUCAUUGUUUGCGGAGAGUCACGGGCCUUUUACCGAUCACCGGAUUAAUGACGGACUGAGGAGCAUGAGGGGAUCGGUGGGAGUAGGUACCGGAGACCCGCUCUGCUCCGUCCCUCCGCUCUCUGAGGACCCACGGAUGUUCCGCUGAGUCUCCAGUCCUCCGCCUCCCGGGUCAUUGAUGGGAAACCAACUGGACCGGAUCACCCACCUCAACUACAGCGAGCUGCCCACCGGGGAUCCGUCCGGGCUGGAGAAGGACGAGCUCCGGGUCGGGGUCGCCUACUUCUUCUCGGACGAGGAGGAGGAGGUGGAGGACCGAUCUCCGUCCGACUGCGGCUUCAGCCAGGACCUGAGCCCGGCCGAGGACGGACCGUUCCCGGUCAGCGAGGUGGAGUUCUCGGCCUUCUGCUCCCAGGAAUGCAUCUUCUCCAAGCUGCGGGAGAACGAGGACCUGAACGUGUUCGCGGCGGAAACUUUGCUGACGAUGUGCAAACCGGGAGACCUGCUGGAGCUCGUGGCCGCCGCGCAGCCGCCGCACUGGCUCAUCUACGAGCGGGACGAGCGGGUGAUCCACCUGCACAAGGGCCAGAUCCGCCGGGACAGCCUGCUUGAGGUGAGCGGCGGCCGCCACGGGAGGAUAGUGAACAACCGGUACCGGUACCGGCCGCUGCCCCCAGAUCUGGUGCUGCAGAACGCGGCAGGACACGUGGGGCUGCGCAGCGAGGAGAUCUGCUGGACCAACUCGGAAAGUUUCGCCGCAUGGUGCCGCUUCGGGAAGCGCGAGUUCAAGGCGGGCGGAGAGGCGCACUCCGCCGAGCAGCAGUACUUCCUCAAGGUGCACCUGUCCGGCGGCGGCGUCCACCUGUCCGGCGGAGGCGUGCACACGCUCGUGUUCCGCAGCCUGGAGGACAUGAUCCGGGAGCGGCGGCGGGUGGACGCGAGCGGGAUCCUGAAGGAGCUGGUGCACGGCGGAAAACCGUGACCGACCAGAGGAGGAGGAGGAGAGGGGGGAUUCCGGGUUUCGUCCUCGUGCACACUGUUUUUCCUGCGCGCGCACACACACCAAGCACACGGACACAUGCAAGGACCUGUUGGACCGGGGGCGCGCCCUGAGCUGGAGAGGCGCGCGGCCACAGACAGACAGACGGACGGACAGACAGGCCACGCCCCUCCAGUUCCGACCCAUCAAACCCACAGAACCGCAGAAUCACGCGUCAGACCCGCACAUUGCUCACACGGCUCGGUUCCGGUUCCGGUGCCGCAGCGGUGAACCGGGAGAGGGGGGGCACCGGAUUGGGGGAAGUCUAUUUUUUUACUGUUAGCUUUAAGAACCGGGACAGAACACCGGAGCCGGUCCCAGCUCUCUGCCAUACCGUCCCUGUGGACCAGGACCAGGACCAGGACUCAUACAUUGACUUAUUUUUCUAUUUAAUUUGGUGGAUUUAAACCUGAUCUUUUUUUUUUUUUCCUUUCUUUUUUUGGUUCAAAUAAAUGGAGGUUGAAAUAUGA